Melopsittacus undulatus (budgerigar) is the source of this 372-nucleotide messenger RNA. Its product is annotated as C-type natriuretic peptide 2-like. The record is from RefSeq and is a predicted model, not a curated record. Gene Ontology annotation, cellular component: extracellular region. NCBI's taxonomy places the organism in Eukaryota, Metazoa, Chordata, Aves, Psittaciformes, Psittaculidae. Gene Ontology annotation, biological process: receptor guanylyl cyclase signaling pathway; cGMP biosynthetic process. Gene Ontology annotation, molecular function: hormone activity. The coding region runs from base 1 to 372 and encodes 123 amino acids. The transcript is spliced from 2 exons.
AUGCUGGGGUUCCACUCGUGGACUUGCUCGCUUUUACUCCUCUUAGUUCUGCUCUCUGCCAGCGUUCAGACUGUGUCCUUAUCAGGACAGAGGCUCCAGAUGCUCCUAUCGCAGUUGCUGCCCCGGGAGCCCGAGUCCACACCGGCUGAAGAGGACACGAAGGAGGGGUCCGGUUUUGGCCCUCACUUGCUCUCCUCCACACUCCCUUUCCUCCCAUCUGGGGCUAGAGCUUCCCGUCCCUCUCUCUGGCGCAAGACCCUCGCCAGUCGCAAGUGGGCACUGCCUCGAGAUUGGGCCUGGAAGGCCGUGCCCAGGGGCUGCUUUGGCUUGAAACUGGACCGGAUUGGGACCUUCAGUGGUUUGGGGUGUUAA